AGUAUGGAGGCGUCGGCGUUUAGACGCGUCACUCGUUGAUAACGCAAAACUCUACCGCUUGACUUGAUAGGAACACCACACCGAAAACAAACAAACAACGGAGAACAAGGCAACAGGCACCGGUCACACUCUGCGCAUUUCUGCCAUUGCCAUGAAAUGAGGGCACCAUGGGCGCCAAGGAGUCACGGAUAGGCUUCCUUUCGUAUGACGAGGCCGUUAAAAGAGUUACCGAUGUGGAGCUCAAACGUCUGCGAGAUGCCUUCAAGAGGACCAGUGGCCUGUCUGUCUAUAUGACCCAGCAAUGCUUCUACAGGGAAGUACUUGGCGAUGGAGUUCCUCCAAAGGUUGCAGAGGUGAUCUACAACUCUUUUGGUGGCACAUCUAAAGGGCUGCACUUCAACUACCUGAUCGUCGGGCUGGUUCUAUUAACAAGAGGACGCGAUGAAGAGAAAGCCAAAUACAUCUUCAGCUUGUUCGCUAGUGAUUCGGGGGCCUAUGUGGUCCGGGAGGAUGUGGAGAACAUGCUGCGUUCGGUGGAUGGGGAGAUCCCACCCUCUCUUAGGAAGUGCUUCACUGAGGGAGAGAAGGUGAAUUAUGAGAAGUUUAAGAGCUGGCUUCUGCAGAAUAAAGAUGCUUUCACGUUCUCCCGCUGGCUGCUCUCAGGUGGUGUGUGUGUCACGUUGACCGACGACAGCGACACACCCACUUUCUAUCAAACCCUGGCAGGUGUCACACACUUAGAAGAAUCAGACAUUAUCGACUUGGAAAAACGCUACUGGCUGCUGAAAGCCCAGUCAAGGACAGGUCGCUUUGAUUUGGAAACCUUUGUCCCUCUGGUCUCGCCCCCUAUUCACGCAUCGCUUAGUGAAGGCUUGUUUCAUGCCUUUGAUGAGAAUCUGGACAAUCAUAUUGACUUUAAGGAGAUAUCUUGCGGGCUCUCAGCGUGCUGUCGGGGCCCUGUAGCGGAGAGGCAAAAGUUUUGUUUUAAAGUCUUCGAUGUAGAUCGGGAUGGAGUUCUGUCCAGGGAUGAGAUCCAUGAGAUGGUGGUGGCGCUGCUGGAGGUGUGGAAGGAUAACCGUACAGACACCCUCCCUGAGUUUGAUUCCAGCGUGUCAGACAUUGUAGAGGACAUAUUGAAAAUGCAUGACACAACAAAACAAGGGCACUUAACCCUGGAGGACUAUCAAAUAUGGAGUGUGAAAAGUGCCCUCGCCAAUGAGUUCCUCAACUUGCUCUUUCAGGUGUGUCAUAUCGUCCUUGGCCUGCGUCCUGCUACCCCUGAAGAAGAAGGCCAGAUCAUUAGGGGUUGGCUGGAGAGGGAGAGCAGACAUGGGCUACAACCCGGUCAGAACUGGUUCCUGAUCUCCAUGCAGUGGUGGCAGCAAUGGAAAGACUAUGUCAGAUAUGAUAAUAAGUCGAUUGUCAUGGAGCAGCCGUCAAUGCAAGGCAGUGGGAUGAGAAGUUCUCAGUCAACAGCACCUAUAGACCCUGUCCUGAACAGAAUUGGAAUAGUGGUCCGUUCCCCCAGUUCCCCAGAAGAAAAAUUCCCUGAUAACAUCUCCAGCUCAUCGGAGGCUUCAGAGAGCACUGGUAAUAGCCUGAUCCCACACACCACUUCCUCUGCCACAGAUGUCUGCUUUGCUCGGCAGCACAACAUCUCUGACAACAACAACCAGUGUUUCUCCAGCGCCAAUGGCCAUUUGCCCAACAGCAUGGCUGUGCAGAGACCUGGUGCCAUAGACAACCAGCCUCUGGUGACCACCGACCCCAUGAAGGCGCCCACACUGACCAUGGAGGGAGGCCGGCUGAAGAAAUCCCAACAGCUGGUAAAUGGUCGGGACUUUGAGACGGUGCCAGAGCCGGUAUGGAGGGCACUUUACCACUGGUAUGGGGCCAACCUCAGCCUGCCCCGACCGGUCAUCAUGUCUACAAUCACAGCUCAACCAGAGCUGGAGCUCUUUCCCCGCUACCUUCUGUUCCUGCGCCAGCAACCGGCCACACGCAACCCUCAGUCUAACAUCUGGGUCAAUAUGGGUAUGAGCAGCCUGCGAAUGUUCCCUCCACAUAUGCCCCGAGGAAACGUUCCUUCUCCGAACGCCCCUCUGAAGCGAGUGCUGGCAUACACAGGCUGUUUCAGCAGGAUGGGCACCAUUAAAGACAUUCAUGAGUACCUGUCCCAGAGGUUACGCAUCAAAGAAGAGGACACGCGCCUCUGGCUCUACAAUAGUGAGAAUUACCUCACUCUCCUAGACGAUGAAGAUCACACUUUAGAAAGUUUGAAAAUUCAAGACGAAAAGCACUUAGUCAUUGAGGUUCGAAACAAAGAUAUGAGCUGGCCAGAGGAAAUGUCUUUCAUUGCAAACAGCAGCAAAAUCGACAGACACAAAGUUCCUACAGAGAAAGGUGCCACAGGUUUGAGUAACCUGGGUAACACAUGCUUCAUGAACUCCAGUAUUCAGUGUGUAAGCAAUACCAAGCCCCUCACUGAGUACUUUAUCUCAGGACGACACCUUUAUGAGCUUAACAGAACCAAUCCAAUAGGAAUGCGUGGUCACAUGGCCAAAUGCUAUGGUGAUUUGGUACAGGAACUCUGGAGCGGCACCCAGAAGAACAUUGCACCUCUGAAACUCAGGUGGACGAUAGCAAAGUAUGCACCAAGAUUCAACGGCUUCCAGCAACAAGACUCCCAGGAGCUUUUGGCCUUCCUGUUGGAUGGGCUUCACGAGGACUUGAAUCGUGUCCAUGAGAAGCCGUACGUGGAGCUCAAGGACAGCGAUGGUCGGCCAGAUCAUGAAGUGGCCACAGAGGCCUGGGAAAACCAUUUGCGGAGAAAUCGUUCUAUCGUGGUCGACCUCUUCCAUGGGCAGCUCAGGUCCCAGGUGAAGUGCAAGACCUGUGGCCAUAUCAGUGCCCGCUUCGACCCCUUUAACUUCCUGUCGCUGCCGCUUCCUAUGGACAGCUCCAUGCACUUAGAAAUCACAGUUAUCAAACUUGACGGCUCCACUCCGGUGCGGUACGGGCUGCGUCUCAACAUGGAUGAGAAGUACAUGGGCCUGAAGAAACAGCUGAGUGAGCUGUGCAGCCUGAAACCUGAGCAGAUUCUACUGGCUGAGGUUCACACAUCCAACAUCAAGAACUUUCCUCAAGACAACCAGAAGGUGCGACACUCUGUGAACGGCUUUCUCUGUGCAUUUGAGAUCCCUGUGCCUGGCUCACCCACCUCAGUCACGUCUCCAGUGAUAACAGAAAAAACACCUGUGGCUAAUGGGACAGCAGGGAAUAAUCACAUUGGAAAGUCUGGCCUGAUUCCUAAUGGCAUGCCAAGCACAGUGGUCCCCUGCACCCCAGAGAAGCCCCUCGCCAAUGGGAUUCCUAAUGGCCAUGCCGUGCCGGUGCAAGACAGCCCCUUCAUUGGCUACAUCAUUGCCAUGCAUAGAAAGAUGAUGCGGACAGAGCUGUACUUCCUGUCCUCUCAGAAGAACAGGCCCAGUCUGUUCGGUAUGCCGCUGAUUGUGCCAUGCACAGUUCACACAAGUAAGAAGGACCUGUAUGAUGCAGUGUGGAUCCAGGUGUCCCGACUUGCCAGCCCUCUGCCCCCACAGGAAGCCAGCAACCAUGCUCAAGACUGUGAUGACAGUAUGGGCUACCAGUACCCCUUCACUCUGCGAGUGGUGCAGAAAGAUGGUAAUUCCUGUGCCUGGUGUCCCUGGUACAGGUUCUGCAGAGGCUGCACAGUGGACUGUAAUGAAGACCGGGCAUCUUUGGGGAAUGCCUACAUUGCUGUAGACUGGGACCCCACCGCUCUGCACCUUCGUUACCAGACCUCUCAGGAAAGGAUAGUGGAAGAGCAUCCCAGUGUAGAGCAGAGUCGGCGCGCUCAGGCAGAACCCAUCAGUCUGGACAGCUGUUUGAAAGCCUUCACCAGUGAAGAAGAGCUGGGAGAGGAUGAGCUCUAUUACUGCUCCAAAUGUAAAACCCACCGCCUGGCCACCAAGAAGCUGGACCUCUGGAGGCUGCCUCCCGUACUGAUUGUUCAUUUGAAACGCUUCCAGUUUGUCAAUGGUCGCUGGAUUAAGUCUCAGAAAAUUGUGAAGUUUCCACGUGAGAGCUUUGACCCCAGUGCGUUCCUGGCCCCACGGGAGGUGUCUCAAAGCAUGGGCAGCCUGCAGAGUGAAUCCCUGGUAGAGGAGCUCCAGAGACUGGAGAGAGGAGACUCCUCUGUGUCCUCCAUCUCCACUACUACUGUGGCCAGUCCUCCCACCUCUGGCAGAGGCACCCCAUGCUCCAUCAGGAGGGUUGGCAGCCCACUGAGCAAAAACAGCAGCCCCAGGAAUACAGGGCGGAAACAGGGGCGCCUGCGUCUUCCCCAGCUGGGCAGUCGACAUCGACUCUGCAACAGCAAAGAAAACCUGGAAGCCUGUAGCAGCAGCAAGGAGAGCGAGACUGAGCCAGAGCAGGGCACAGUGACGGACGGGGAGAAUCAGAUCACAUCUGAUGCAAACGCGCAAGACACCUGGUCACUGGACGCCUCAAGCAAUGACUGCGAUGUGAUCAUGGUGAAUGGAUUGGGACAAGACAGCAGUCAGAGUAAUGGACACUCGGAGGUCAGCGCAGACCUGGACACCCCUCACCAAAGAAAUGACAUCUGCCUGGAGCCCCUGUACAAUUUAUAUGCAAUCUCAUGCCAUUCAGGAAUAAUGGGAGGGGGGCACUAUGUGACUUAUGCCAAAAACCCCAAUGAAAAGUGGUACUGUUACAAUGACAGCAGCUGCAAGGAAGUUCACUCGGACGAGAUUGACACAGAUUCAGCGUACAUCCUGUUCUACGAGCAACAGGGAGUGGACUACUCACAGUUUCUGCCAAAAACAGAGGGCAAAAAGAUGGCAGACACCACUAGCAUGGAUGAAGACUUUGAAUCUGACUACAAGAAGUACUGUGUGCUGCAGUGAUGUCCUGCUCUUCCACAUCAAAGACACUAGGGGGGUCUGUCAGUACGCCAGUGCAAUGAGAACUGAAAUGCAGCGCCGCCCCAGAGGACCAUCAUUUGUGAAAGCACAAAAUAUCAGUUAGCUGACAGGCACAACACCGCCGCUGACUGCGCUUUCAGAAUAGAGGUACCUGACACUUCAGAUACACCAGGGAGAGGGCAAACGAGUGAAUCAGAGAGAACUGUAGCGAUCAUGUGAUUGUUGCCAAGCAAACAAAUAACUGUUAGCCAAUCCCUUGAAAUCACCAUUAUCAGACAGACAAAACUGCUCUUUCACAUGCCAGCCCACACAGGUGAAUCCAAAAAUCACGUAACAAGAGCUUAUGCUUCUGUAUUGAUAAUAUUUAGAAUGCUAAUUGGCAGAUUGUUUCAAUUAGGAAAUUGAUGGUGAAGAUGGCAUUGGUAUAAAUUAUAGUUUUCUCUAAAGCUUUUGUUGGCUUAGUUUUCUCAUAGUUGAUUUUUUUUUCUUCAGUAAGUUCCAUACACUACCUCACAUAUUUUGCAGUUGGCCAACUGUUCAUAGAAAAUCAGUGACAGUAUUAUAUCAUCUGAGGGCAGAUUAAAAUUACUUCUACUUUAUAUCCAAAAUUCACUUUUCAAAAAAAGUUGCUUAUUUUAUUUAAUAAAAAAAAAUGUUUCUACCAAUUAAUAAAAUAUCUUCCCACUCCUCCGCUGCCAAAUUAUGCACAUGCUAUUUUUGUUGAUUUUAGUUUUAAGAUGGUUACUUUCAGGCUUCGUUUCUCUUUAGAAGAGUAAAUGUAUCUCUUUUUUUCUUUUACAUUUUUUUUUAUACAUUUGUUUUUAUCAAUGAUUUUUUUUAAUGCAGUAGUUCACUUUGCCUAAACGCAUUCGCUUACAGCUUUAGUCUCAGCAGUCUGAUCAAACCACGUCCUCUCAACAAAUGCACAGCUUUUUACACGUUUUCCUGCUUCGCAAAAUACUGUUGACCGCAGAGACUAAAAACGGCAAUCAGAUACAUAUCCAAACAAUGUUUUCUCACCAUGUCCAAGCCAAAGUGUUCAACUGGUCAUGUACAUAAUGUGCGGAAAGCAUUGUAUACUGUUAGACGAGAGCGUAAGAGGUCUGUUGUGUGAACAGUAUUAGCACGGAGGAAUAUUUCACAACCUUUGCUUUUAGAGAACAGCAUUCUCAGUAAACUGCUGAACGUUCUAAACCUGGGGGUUCCAGGUUAUUAGUAGCAUUUCUUCAGUGACUCUUGAUAAGAGAGCUCACCUUAAUUACCACUGUGAAAAGAUGUAUGAAAUAUUGAACGGCUCUUAUUUUUCAGCAACUCAUCAACUGAAUGAGCUCCUCCUGUGAGGAGGCGUUAAACCCUUGGAAAUCGCCGGGAAUCAUUCGCAAACAUCCAUUUUGCUGCUGUACUUUUCAGAUUUCUGUGUCAUGGAUAUUUAAACUAAAUGUUUGCCAUCAAAGAAAGGUUUAUCCCUGUCAAAAAAAGAAAUGUUUGUGAAAUAAACACAGCUGUAUUACUGUAAGUCAAUUGUUAAUCAUCAUAAUGAGUAAUGCAAAUAUGAUAUAUGGACUGUAAAGAUUUUUUAGGCAUUUAAUGUUAAAAUAAAAAUAGAUAUCCAAAAUCAAAAUAUAAUAUCACCAUUCUCCAAUUAUAAUUGGCUGUUUGAGCAAUUACAAUUACAGUAACAAGCGUUUUUGAAACCACGAACAUGUUUUAAACAUCCACAUAUUUUUUUUCUCCUGUUUUUAUACAGGGAUAAUUUAUUAAAAUGGCAAAUAUAUCUCUUUUCAAGUAGUGCAAUCAACUACUGAUGUGUGUCUUUGUCCAUGUCGUUAGUCCUAAUUUUGUUAAAUUAAUUUUUAUGAACUGCUAGAGAUGUAUUAAUUUAAUGAACUCUAUUUUGUAAAGUGUUGUUUAAAGAAUAAAAUUGACAUUGCACUGACUAAUGUACAUAAAAGUUUUGUAAAUACGCCAAUGGAAAUUAUGUAUUUGAAAAUUAACUGUACAAAUGUACUUGUAGUUGUAUAUGGAGUGAUGCUGUUGAUCUGUAACAAUUAUUCAAGAAACAAAUUAAAUGCAGCCAAAUGCA
Sinocyclocheilus rhinocerous is the source of this 7050-nucleotide messenger RNA. Its product is annotated as ubiquitin carboxyl-terminal hydrolase 32. The coding region runs from base 168 to 4949 and encodes 1593 amino acids. Gene Ontology annotation, cellular component: Golgi apparatus. Gene Ontology annotation, molecular function: calcium ion binding; cysteine-type deubiquitinase activity. Gene Ontology annotation, biological process: protein deubiquitination. The transcript has 34 exons. NCBI's taxonomy places the organism in Eukaryota, Metazoa, Chordata, Actinopteri, Cypriniformes, Cyprinidae. The record is from RefSeq and is a predicted model, not a curated record.